This is a messenger RNA of Pseudocercospora fijiensis CIRAD86, 1338 nucleotides long. RefSeq lists its product as uncharacterized. The transcript has 2 exons. The record is from RefSeq and is a predicted model, not a curated record. Bases 1 to 1338 code for a protein of 445 amino acids. Gene Ontology annotation, molecular function: protein-phosphatidylethanolamide deconjugating activity. NCBI's taxonomy places the organism in Eukaryota, Fungi, Ascomycota, Dothideomycetes, Mycosphaerellales, Mycosphaerellaceae.
AUGAACGAGUUCGCUCGCUUCUCCAAGCGCGCCGUAGACUGGGUCUUCGACAGACCACCUAGAAAUGAGGAUGACUCGCCCAUCUGGUGUCUAGGGCGAUCGUAUAAGUCGGAGUAUCAAGCAGAACGACCGUCCACAGCACCUGGCUCCUCUCCUUCGGCGCAGUCAGCAACAUCUCAUGCCGAUUCCGCUGUUGUGACUCAGCCUCAACAUCAACCGAAGAGUGAGGAAUUACGAGAUAAGGAUGACGACGAGGAGUUGGUCAAGAGCUUCGACCAGGUCCAGCUAUCCAAGUCGAUGGACGAGGAAGACCUUGGCUGGCCUUCUGAAUUUCUAGACGACUUUGAGUCGAGAGUCUGGAUCACAUAUCGAGAUGCCUUUCCACCUAUACCCAAGUCAAGCCAUCCUGCCGCUGCAUCCAAAAUGUCCUUCACAACCAAGCUUCGAAACUUCACAAACCAAGCAGGCUUCACCUCAGACACAGGCUGGGGCUGCAUGAUAAGGAGUGGCCAGUCUCUGCUCGCGAACACCAUUGUCGUGCACAGAUUAGGCAGGGAUUGGAGGAAAGGUCAGAAGGAGCGGGAACACAAGGACAUUCUAUCGCUGUUCGCAGAUACACCAGACGCGCCUUUCUCAAUACAUAAGUUUGUCGAGCAUGGUGCUCAGGCUUGCGGAACAUAUCCUGGCGAGUGGUUUGGCCCAAAUGCCACAGCCAGAUGUCUACGUGCCCUUACCGACAAGUACCAUCAAGCCGGUUUGCGAGUAUACGCCCGACCAAACGAUAGCGACGUCUACAUUGAUGCACUCACCGCCACAGCCACACAAAAGGACGCCAACGACGAAUUCCAGCCAACCCUGAUCGUGCUGGGCAUCCGUCUAGGCAUAGAAAAGGUCACACCAGCAUACCAUGCCGCCCUCAAAGCCGCUCUCGAACUCCCGCAAAGUAUGGGUAUUGCAGGUGGAAGACCGAGCAGUAGUCACUACUUUGUUGGCCACCAAGGUGACAACUUCUUCUACCUCGAUCCACACACAACACGGCCAAUGCUCUCACCACAGCCCUCAGCCGAAGAUGUUGAUACCUGCCAUACGAGACGAGUGCGGAGACUUUCUCUCGCAGAAAUGGAUCCCUCAAUGCUACUAGGCUUCCUCGUCCGCUCCAAAGAAGACUUCGAAGAGUGGCGCAAAGCUGUUGCAAAUAUGCCGGGCAAAGCCAUCAUUCACAUCCACGACACAGAGCCAAAGUACUCGACAGGAAACGAGCGGGCUGGCGCGGUGGAUGAAGUCGAGACUUUGGAUGAGACUUUGGACGAAGAAGAGGACGAAGGCGAAGUCUUGUAA